AUGACAACACAAGUACCAAAAUAUGUUGAGCCAAGGACUCAAAAAAUGAACAAUGUAGCUAACCAUCUGGAGCCAUGGCUACAAUUGGAAGGCAAAGUGGUAGCUAUGGCUAUUGAACUUGAUGUUACUGCUGAUGGUAAAACUAUUGAAGCAUCAGUAAAGAAAGCUUGGGAUGCUUUUGGUCACAUUGAUGCUCUUAUUAACAAUGCUGGCGUUAGAGGAGGAACAAAAUUUUCAGUGGAUGUUUCUGAGGAAGAGUGGGAAAACACUUUCAGAACAAAUUUGACAGGAUCUUGGUUAGUUUCCAAAUAUGUUGGAAGACAAAUGCAAGCUUCAAAAAAAGGAGGCUCAAUUAUUAAUAUUUCAUCACUUUCUGGUUUAAAUAGAGCUUUAUUGCCGGGUUGUAUUGCUUAUAGUUCCUCCAAGGCUGGUAUGGAUACUAUGACAAAGAUAAUGGCAUUAGAAUUGGGAGAACACAAUAUUAGAGUGAAUACAAUAGCUCCAGGUAUUUUCAAAUCAGAGAUUACUGAGAAUUUAAUGAAAAAAGAUUGGCUAAAAAAUGUAGCAAAAAGAAGCAUUCCACUUAAAACUUUUGGUACAACUGAUCCAGCAUUGACUUCACUAGUGAGAUAUUUGGUCCAUGAUUCUUCAAAUUAUGUAUCUGGCAAUAUAUUUAUUGUUGAUGCUGGUUACUCACUACCUGGCUUUCCUAUCUUUUCUUCUCUCUAAGUUAUGCCACUUGAUGAUCACUUCAGCCAGACAUCUUCAUAACAGUCAUCUUAUGUAACGUUAUGCAUGUCACUAUAAUAGUCGAAUUUUCUCUAAAAGUCCAUAAGAUAUUUGGGCAAGUGGCGUAGUUAUACAAAGAUUUUUCUAUGUAUUAUAUUAAUGAAUUAUUUUCUUCUUGUUGUUGUUAUUGUUGUUGUAAUAAGAAAUGUUUCCUAGCUAGAUAUUAUGAAAUGUUUCCUAGUAUUACCUUUUCUUGAAAUAUGAUGGCAAAUAUUUGAAUAUG
Molecule: messenger RNA, 1012 nt
Organism: Solanum verrucosum
Lineage: Eukaryota; Viridiplantae; Streptophyta; Magnoliopsida; Solanales; Solanaceae
Exons: 4
Coding region: 1-729 (242 amino acids)
Molecular function (GO): oxidoreductase activity
Source: RefSeq, a predicted model, not a curated record